Dermatophagoides pteronyssinus (European house dust mite) is the source of this 688-nucleotide messenger RNA. RefSeq names its product mitochondrial pyruvate carrier 2-like. Gene Ontology annotation, biological process: pyruvate import into mitochondria. The record is from RefSeq and is a predicted model, not a curated record. Gene Ontology annotation, cellular component: mitochondrial inner membrane. NCBI's taxonomy places the organism in Eukaryota, Metazoa, Arthropoda, Arachnida, Sarcoptiformes, Pyroglyphidae.
AAAGUUUUUCACAUUUGUACCACACACAUACACAAACAAACAAAAUUGAUGUUUUCUUUUUUUUCUGGUUUACUCAAUUCUUUUACAAAAUUUAAAUUUGAAAAUUUUAAAGUUUGUUGGUUUUCAAUCACACUUUGUUAACCCUGUUUGCUCAUCAUUUUUACGGAAUUUACUGAAAUAAAUCAACAAAUAAACAUGGCAGCAACAUUACCAUCAAUAAUAUAUCGUACAAUAAUCCGAAAUGUUGAUCGUUAUGUACCAAACAAAUUACGACCAAUUUGGGAACAUGAAGCUGGACCAAAAACAGUAUUUUUCUGGGCACCAGCAAUCAAAUGGAGUCUUGUCAUAGCUGGAAUAUCCGAUAUAGCUCGGCCGGUUGAAAAUCUAUCCAUAGGCCAAACAAUAUCAUUAACUGCAACCGGUUUAAUUUGGUCACGUUAUUCAUUGGUUAUAAUACCGAAAAAUUGGUCACUAUUUUCGGUAAAUUUUUUCGUUGCAACAACACAAAUAACACAAUUAUGUAGAAUUAUUAUUUAUCAUCAUCAACAACAACAACCGCAAUCGCAACGUAAACAACUCGAACAGCAGCAGCAGCAAUCAUCCAUCACCAUUGAUAAUGUCAAACAAAGUUGAUAAUGAUGGUGAACAUUUGUGAUAAUAUUUCUGGGAAAUUUCUUCUGCAUCAAGA